CUGGAUGAGAGGAGAGUAUUGUGCAGAGCGGCUUUCGUGCUCUUUCCAGAGUCGAAGCAGCAGCUGGAAGACAAAGAGAAUGACAAUAAGAGAACUCGGAACAACUGUAAAUAACAAGCAACGUUGCAAAGGGAAGAAAAUCGAGCCAGAAAUAAAAAUAUUUUCUAUUUCCUUCAGAAAACCACACAAUUCUCCUCCUCCUCCAGCAGCUGUUAGACAAAAGAGAGAAAAUGAAGAAAGAUUUCAAGGUGAAAUAAGCAGAUUAUGCAGAACUCAAGGAUACAUUACAUGAAAAGUCAAAGGAGAUUAUUUUUCAAUCAGCAAAAAAGGGAAGUGGAGAGGAAAAGGUCAAUAGUAAAGCCAUGUAGAUCAGACAGGAAUGCAGGCCUGUCAGGAAGAAAACGGCUUGAAUGAAAGCACCACUAAACAAGUCAUUGUCUAUAUUUUUGACUUCCUCAAGAAUAUCAGCUGUGCAAAAGCUCCAUAGAUUUGCCUAUUGUGGGAAAAGCACAGAUCGCAAAUCGCAGCUGAUUAUGUACUAGAGGAGCCAGAAAGGAGAAAAGCCAUACAAAUUAGCUGAAUGUGGCAACAGCUCCCUUGUGGUUCAUGGAAGCAACCACACAAGAGGGAAGCCAUAAAAGUGCUCCCAAUUCAGUAAAUGUGUAUAGUGAGAAUAGCAACAUGAUGAUACAUCAGAGGACUCGCCACAGGUAGAAAACGUAUGACUCUGCAGAUUGUGUGAAAGUUUCAAAAGAAAUUCCCAGGUCAUGAGACACUAAAGGACUCAGACACAGAAAAAAACAACAACAUUUGAAUAUCCUUUCUGUGGGGAAAGUUUCAGUGAGAAGUCCAGUCUGGUGAAUCACCCAAGACACAUACAGGAGUGAAACCCUUUGAAUGUGCUGACUGUGCACAUUCUCAAUUCUAUUCUGAUAAUACAUCAGUGGAUUGACUCCAGGGAGAAACUCUAUGAGAGUCUAGAUUGAGAGAAAAGCUUCAUUAGAAAUUUCCAUCUCGGAUACCAGAGAAAAAAAUCAUUCAAACGUCCUUUCGGUGGGAAAAGUUUCAGUCAGAAUUCCAGCCUCGUGAUACACCAGAGGACUCAAUAGGAAAAAAAAAUGCUUUGAAUGUCCUGAUUGUGGGAAAACUUUCAAUUGUAAUUUCAAUUUGUUGAUACACUAGAGCAGGAUUGUCACACCUGCAUUGUCACAGAAAUGUUGUGAUGUAUCGUGACUUUUUCCCUUCACUAAAAUGGACAUGGGAAUGGCCAGUGUGUGAUGCAUCCAGCCUGCAGGCUGCAAGUUUGACAACACUGGACUAGACGAAUCCCAAAGGUGAAAAAUCCGUUCAAUGUCCUGACUGUGGGAGAAGUUCCAGUCAUAAUCCCAGCCUGGUAAUACAUCAGAGGAUUCACUCCAUGGAGAAAGCCUACGAGUGUCGAGUUUGUGGGAAAGCUUUCAUUAGAAAUUCCCACUUCAUCAUACACCAGAGGAUUCACAAAGGAGAGAAAAUCUUUGAAUGUCCUAUCUGUGGGAAAAGUUUUAGUCAUAAUUCCAUGCUGGUGAGACACCAGAGGACUCACACAGGAGAGAAACCCUUUGAAUGUCCUGAUUGUGGGAAAUGUUUCAUUACAAAUUCCCACCUCACGAGACACCAGCGGACUCACACAGGAGAGAAACCCUUUGAAUGCCCUAUCUGUGGGAAAGGUUUUAGAGAUAAUUUCAGCCUGAUGACACACCAGAAUAUUCACACAGGAGAAAAACCCUUUGAAUGUCCUGAUUGUGGAAAAACUUACAGUCAAAAUUCCCAACUCAUGAACCACCAGAGGACUCACACAGGAGAGAAACCCUUUGAAUGUCCAGAUUGUGGGGAUAGUUUCAUUAGAAAUUCUCACCUCAUGAGACACCAGAGUACUCACACAGGAGAGAAACGCUUUGAAUGUCCUCAUUGUGGAAAAGGUUUCAAUCAGAAUUGCGAACUCAUGAGACACCAGAGGACUCACACAGGAGAGAAACGCUUUGAAUGUCUUGACUGUGGAAAAGGUUUUAGUCAGAAUUCGCACCUCAUGAAUCACCAGAGAAUUCACACAGGAGAAAAACCUUUUGAAUGUCCUGAUUGUGGAAAAGGUUUUACUCAGAAUUCCCACCUCAUGAACCACCAGAGGACUCACACAGGAGAGAAACCUUUUGAAUGUUCUAACUGUGGAAAAGGUUUUAGUCAGAAUUCCCACCUUGUGAGACACCAAAGGACUCACACAGGAGAGAAACCCUUUCAAUGUUACGAUUGUGGGAAAAGUUUCAUUACAAAUUCCCACCUCAUGAGACACCAGAGGACCCACACAGGAGAGAAACCCUUUGAAUGUCUGGACUGUGGGAAAUGUUUCAGUGAGGAUUCCUAUCUUGUAAUACACCAGAGGAUUCACACCGGAGAGAAACCCUUUGAAUGUUCAGAUUGUGGGAAAAGUUUCAGUCAAAAUUCUUACCUCAUGAACCACCAGAGGACUCACACAGGAGAGAAACCUUUUGAAUGUCCAGAUUGUGGGGAAAGUUUCAUUAAAAAUUUCUACCUCAUCAGACACCAGAGGACUCACACAGGAGACAAACCCUUUAAAUGUCUUGACUGUGGAAAAGGUUUCACUCAGAAUUCCCACCUCCUGAGACACCAGAGGACUCACACAGGAGACAAACCUUUUGAAUGUCCUGAUUGUGGGAAAAGUUUCAGUCAAAAUUCCCACCUCAUCAACCACCAGAAUAUUCACACAGGAGAGAAACCUUUUGAAUGUCUUGACUGUGGGAAAAGUUUCAGUCGAAAUUCCCAUCUCACACAGAAUUCCCACCUGGUGAUACACCAGAGGUUUCACACAGGAGAGAAACCCUUUGAAUGUCUUGAUUGUGGGAAACGUUUCAGUCAGAAUUCCCACCUGGUGAUACACCAGAGGACUCACACAGGAGAAAAACCCUUUGAAUGUCCAAUUUGUGGGAAAAGUUUUAGUGAUAAUUCUAGCCUGGUGACACACCAGAGGACUCACACAGGAGAGAAACCCUUUGAAUGUCCUGAUUGUGGGAAAAGUUUUACGCAGAGUUCCCAUUUGGUGACACACCAGAGGACUCACACAGGAGAGAAACACUUUGAAUGUCUGGAUUGUGGGAAACGUUACAGUCAGAAUUUCUACCUGGUGAUACACCAGAGGACUCACACAGGAGAAAAACCCUUUGAAUGUCCUAUCUGUGGAAAAUGUUUUAGUGAUAAUUCCAGCCUGGGGAAACACCAAAGGACUCACACAGGGGAGAAACCCUUUGAAUGUCUUGACUGUGGGAAAAGUUUCACUAAGAAUUCCAAUAUGGUGAUGCAUCAUAGGACUCAUACAGGAGAGAAACCCUUUGAAUGUACUAUUUGUGGGAAAAGUUUUAAUCGCAAUUCUACACUGGUGCUACACCAGAGGACUCACACAGGGGAGAAACCCUUUGAAUGUCUUGACUGUGGGAAAAGUUUUCAUGAUAAUUCCAAUCUGGUGAGACACCAGAGGAUUCACACAGGAGAAAAACCCUUUGAAUGUCCUAUCUGUGGGAAAGGUUUUAGUGAUAAUUCCAGCCUUGUGAGACACCAGAGGACUCACACAGGAGAGAAACCCUUUGAAUGUCCUAUCUGUGGGAAAGGUUUUAGUGAUAAUUCCAGCCUGGUGACACACCAGAGGAUUCACACAGGAGAGAAACCCUUUGAAUGUCCUGACUGUGGGAAAAGUUUCUGUCAAAAUUCCAGCCUAGUGAUACACCAGAGGACUCACACAGGAGAGAAACCCUUUGAAUGUCCUGACUGUGGGAAAGGUUUCAGUCGUUAUUCCAGCCUAGUGAUACACCAGAGGACUCACACAGGAGAGAAACCCUUUGAAUGUCCUGACUGUGGGAAAGGUUUCAGUCGUUAUUCCAGCCUAGUGAUACACCAGAGGACUCACACAGGAGAGAAACCUUUCGAAUGUCCUGACUGUGGGAAAAGUUUCAAUCAGAAUUCCGACGUAGUGCAACACCAGAGGACUCACACAGGAGAGAAACCCUUUGAAUGUCCUGACUGUGGGAAAGGUUUCAGUCAGAAUUCCCACCUAGAGGUACACCAGAGGACACACACAGGAGAGAAACCCUUUGAAUGUCCUGACUGUGGGAAAGGUUUUAGUCAGAAUUCCAACCUAGUGAUACACCAGAGGACUCACACAGGAGAGAAACCCUUUGAAUGUCCUGACUGUGGGAAAGGUUUCAGUAACAGAUGGAUNAAUUCCCACCUUAUGAGACACCAGAGGACUCACACAGGAGAGAAACCCUUUGAAUGUUCUGAUUGUGGGAAAUGUUACAGUCAGAAUUCCUACCUAAUGAUACAUCAGAGGACUCACACCGUGGAGAAAUCUUUGAAUUGUCCAAUCUGUGGUCAUUACUUCAAGCAUAAAUCAUCCCUUAUUGCACACAAGGUAAUCCAUAUGAGGAAAAGUAGAUGAUUUAGAGAACGCUUGAAUUUCAUUUGUGAUCUCUCAUUGAAAGUGUAGGUGAGAAAUUGAUUGUUUGAAUUUUGGCCUGAUUCAUUUUGCUCAAACAUUUCUCAGGAUUAAAUCUGUAGAUGGAGAGAAAAUGAAAAUGAAAAAUGGCCUCACUUCCAACCCACCAUGGCUCACAUCCUCCUCCUCCUCACAUUUUGAACAACUCUGAUCCUCAUGUCGGGGAAGGACAGGAGGCAGGGGUGAAAUUCAGCAAGUUCUGACAGAUUCUGGAGAACCGGUAGCAGAUAUUUUGAGUAG
Molecule: messenger RNA, 4780 nt
Organism: Thamnophis sirtalis
Lineage: Eukaryota; Metazoa; Chordata; Lepidosauria; Squamata; Natricidae
Source: RefSeq, a predicted model, not a curated record